GAACGAAACUUGUUGAGGCUGUCUUAAUCCCUUAACGCUGAAGUAUCACAGCUUAGUUUUGUUUGCAAGUAUUUCGGUGACUUUUAAGAGUCGGACUGCAUUGGGUGUAUGUGAGUGGCUUGUUCAGUUCUAUUCGCGCGCUGCUAAUAGCUGUAAGCGAGACACUCUCGGUAUACUUUAUGUGUAGCUACUACACACGAAUGUCUUCCAGCUUUUACCUGAGAUCAUCUGCCGACGGUAUUUAAAUUGCUACAAGUUUACCUGGAGUUCGUUCACAGCUUUUCUUCAAACUGUUUACCUCGACGGUAAAACCUGAGCAUAAAUGCAUCAGUUGUGUGAUGUAAACGAGAAUAUCCGAUUAGACCUUUUUAGUGUAGAUUAACGCUGAGAAGCACUUAACAGGAGACUACAUCUUACAGUUUAACUUUUCAAGGAUUAAUCUUUUGAGUGAUUUCGGAAAAAAAAGUUUGCUGCAUUUUUGUGGAUACAUUUUUGAAGAACAGAUUCGCCUAAAUUAGGAUACUUUAUAUUGGAAAUGUUACCAGAACAUCGUUAAUGUUGGAAUAAUCGACCAUAGAAUCAAACCUGGGUAAAGAUGAUGCCACGGUUGGAGAAGCUUGUGUUAACGAUUUGCCUGGCGUUAUCUGUACCGUUUUCAUCUGGGAAUACAAAUGACUACCUGCACCACAACCACGGGUGGGGCCCCUGGAGCGAGUGGUCCGGUUGUAACGCCCAAUGCGGAACAGGGGUCAUGACCCGGGAUAGGACAUGCAUUCGUGAAAAUCACGCCUGCCAUGGACCCCGUGUUCAGUUUAAAGUUUGUAAUACUCAGGCGUGUCAGCCAGGACAAUCGUCCUUGAGAGAAGAGCUCUGUUCCUCCCACGACGGGGAGGAUAUUGGCCAUGGACGUUACCGGUGGGCCCCGUAUAUGAUGUAUGACGGGAGAUGCGAGUUGACCUGUCACGCAAGAGGUCAUGGUUUCUAUAACACAUUCAACGAUCCUAUCACGAAUGGUACCAUAUGCAAAAAGGACGGGUCAGCGAUAUGUGUGCAGGGAGUGUGUAAGCGUUUUGGGUGUGACGGGAUCGCCGGAUCACACACGACUAAGGAUAGGUGUGGGGUGUGCGGUGGAGACGGAACUACAUGCGAUAUCAUGAUUGGGGUCAAGGACGAUCCGAGGUUAAGUUAUGGGUACAGCUUUGUACAGACCGUUCCCAUCGGAUCAACAUACAUCAACAUUACACAGCUGGCGAGAAGCAGAAACUAUAUAGCAUUAAAGGUUAAAGAUGGUCCUUACUUUAUGAAUGGUAACAGGCGUCUAUCUCGUCAGGGACCGAUCAAAGGGGCGGGAACGACAUUCCAUUACCACAGGAGGUACACGCGCAAGUGCCCGGGGGAGUGCGUCCUUUCAGAUGGACCCACAACACAGGACAUUGAUAUUAUGGUUUUAGCAUUUGGACAAAACGGUGGAAUAAUGUAUAGAUACGCCCAGCCAAUAAUCCGGACGGACCCUAUCCCGACCCUAAACUCCUACGCUCUGGAGGAUAUCAGUCCGACAUUCACCGACCUGUUUGAUCAAUCCGAAGAAUCCGAAAAUGAUGGUGUUGUGAAAGUUACUUCAAAGGCAGAUUUUAAUGCAAGCGAAUCCGGAACAAACGAAACCGACGUGAAGAUAGAUGGUGCCGUCAUUGUUCAGGACACAUUUUUAGGGCCGGAACCGGAAAUUGCACCAACUGUAAAAUCGGUUAACAGUGAGCAGGAAGGUACAGAAACUGAUUCCAUCGUGUCCGGAUCAAAUGAUGAAACAAGGACUCCGGGUUACACACAAAGCUUCGAUUUUAUGGACAAAAUGAAAGAGCGCCAAAAUAAUGGACAUCAGAAUAAUGGACAACAAAAUAAUGGACAAGAUAAUGGACAGCAAAAUAAUGGACAGCAAAAUAAUGGACAAGAUUAUGGACAUCAGAAUAAUGGGCAACAAAAUAAUGGACAAGAUUAUGGACAACAAAAUAAUGAACAAGAUUAUGGACAACAAAACAAUGGGUAUACUAGUGGUGACGGCGAAUUUGUUAAUACACCUUUAGCGGAUACGGUCGGAACAAACGAAAAUGUGAUCGUUAUAAAUCCAGAAGAGUCUGUUUACGUGUCAGGCUCCGGUGACGCGAUAUCCGGACGAUACCAGUGGCGCAUUGUGGGAUACACGGAGUGUAGUAGAACAUGCGGCACAGGCUACAAGAGACCUGACCUGAGAUGUUCCGCUUUUGGCUCGCCUGUCCGAAGGUCCAAAUGUCGGAAUAUUCCGUUACCAAACCGGGAUGCCGUUCCAUGCAACGUCAAUUCGUGUCCCAGCGAUAGCCCCGCAAGAUGGGAGUCUUCUGAUUGGUCAGCUUGUAGCGUCACCUGCGGGUCGGGUAGUAAGAGACGUCACGUCCGGUGUGUCAAGUAUAUGGACCAAAACAACGCCUUUGAGGUCAGACAAGAGAACUGCGCAUAUGCCCCUAAACCGGAUGCUGUACAAAGUUGUAGGCAGGAGGAAUGCUAUCAGUGGAACGCCGGACAGUGGUCAAGGUGCUCCACUACCUGUGGAUUAGGGACGCGGACCAGACCGGUCACAUGCAUGACAACGAGCGGCCGAGCGGUGGUGGAGAGCGCUUGCCACAAUAAUCCCCGGCCUGUGGCCUCGACGUCCUGCUCAGAGUCGGAAUGUUAUAAUAAUGUGCCAGCUGGGGACAGCUCCGAUACGAACUGGUAUUACACGCAAUGGCGGUCCGAGUGUCCAGUAGACUGUGGGACGGGAACACAGACCAGGAAGAUCGCGUGCCUUAGGCGCGAUGGAUAUGCCACCUCGGAGCAGUCCUGUUCCGUCUCCAUGAAACCUUCCGUGUCCAAAAGUUGUACGAAACGAGGGCAGUGUGGAGCAUACUGGUUUACUGGGCCGUGGAACGAGUGUAAUGUUACCUGUGGAACCGGAAGUCAAACUCGGUCAGUUGUGUGUGUGCGCAAAGACACUAAUGGGAUGGCCAGUGUCAUUUCCGACUAUUAUUGUGACUUACAAGAUAAGCCCGAGACUACUACUUCCUGUCAGCUGACUAGAUGUAUGCCGGAGUGGUUUGUGUCGGAGUGGGGACAGUGUUCUGUAACUUGCGGAAAUGGCGUGCGUUCCCGAGAGGUGCGAUGUCUUGACGGGAACUACCGACCUGUAGGUGGAUGUGAUCCGACCGUCCAACCGGAAACAACCGAACCUUGCAAUAUGGAUGUGUGUAACGUAUAUGUACCUCCUCCACAGGAACAUCAAGAAUGCAAGGACAAGUACACGCACUGUAUUAUGGUCCUGAAGACGACGCUUUGUAGGUAUGGAUACUACAAAGACUUAUGCUGCAAAUCAUGUCUGGAAGCUGGAUUCGUAUGAAGGUUCUGAUGUCAGUUAUGUCGUCACGAGAAACAUUGAUACAAAGAGAUGAUGAACGAGGGAUGAUAAAGACUAUAUUUUUUUUAGAAUGGAAUAUGAAUAAGAUAUCUCUGAUGAGGCGAAGAGUGGGAAAUACAAUUUGUAACGUAUUCAUUUGUGGCAUUGUCUACGUACGAAACUACAUACGUUACCAUGGAAACAUAUUUUUAAAGCCAUGCUCGCCUCCUUAUACCUCAAUUAUUGUGAUCAAUCCAUUGUUGUGUAACAUUUAUGACAUUUUAAAUGAGUUUGGUAAAUGUGGCAAUGUUUAUGUCAGUUGAUUGUGUCUACAUCUAUACUGCUAGUGAAUUAAGUUGCAUAAACUCGUGACUUUAGCAGCAACUAUUAUGACAUAUAAGGCAUAAGCGCAUGAGGUUUCGUGCAGAACUGGUGACGCAACAUGGCAUAAACCUGCAAAGACAGAUUACGUAUUAAAUUGCAUAGACAUGAUCCAAGCAUGAACUACGUAAAUGAUACAAAUAUCCAUGCUUGAGACGGGAACGGAGGCGAAAAAAAGAAAUAGAAAUAAACCCCAAAAAAAUUCUCUGGGAACAUUUACAAUGAUAGCAACCAAAUGUGAAAAAGCGUUGUUAAUGGUUGUGAAACUGUAAACAGAAUGUAUAUCAAUUGCGUGUGUAGAAUUGGAUACUAUAUUCUGACUUUAAUGCCCUCAGAGCUAUAGUUGUAUUGUUAUAUCUAUAUGCUUUUAAAUAUCAGUGUUAGAGUACUAUGCUGUUGAAUCAGCUGAAAUAUGUACAGCAAUGUCUACUGUUUAUAGUGUAUGUAUUUGUGAUGGGACAAGUCCAGUCACGUUUCUGGUCAGUAUCGGGUCAGUACUGUUAAUUGUCAUCUUUGUUUGAGAAUAUUUUGAACUUAUUUUGAAGUAUGUAUGAACCCCAAAAUUAUGAUAUUAACCGACACGAAGCGGAUGUUAAUUUCAAUAUAAACCGAACGUGCAGUUAAAAUCAAAACACGAUACGUCACCUUAAUGUUUACGAUGUGAUUGUCGACGUAACAUGGUGAUUAAAGCCAUUCAUUUUUAUAUUAACGGCAUAGUUAAAUUUGUUUUAUCUCAUUUGCCGUAUAAUACAAACACCUUCUGUAACUUCGGUUAAAAGGGAUAUUAACAAUAGUUACAAAAUGGACGUUAGUCACCUAUAGUCACUAUAACAAUUAUUGGAUAAAUGAAUAUUAACAAUCACCAAGCGAAAAUUGAUAAAGGAAAUGUGUUCCGUAACCUAUGGCGUGUCUAAGAGAAAUUGAUAACGGGGAUCUGAGUAUCGCUUCUAUAAGUCAAAGGGACUGAUAUGUAUAUAUAUAUAUAUAUAUAUGAUGAAUGUAUACAUGCAAGUUUAUGGUGCAUGCCCUAGUAACUUACGUAACAGUAUAUCGUCAUUGCGACGUGACGUCAUAUCAUCGACAAUGAUUCACUGCCAGCGGUUGCUUAGUGUAACAUGUGAUAUAUCAUUGUAAUAAACACCUUUCAUUACUUUAUGUGAUUAUAUAGAUGGAUAUGAACCCCUACUUCCGAUAUAAUGCUCACAUGCACCGUUAAACACGUGUUUCCCUCUUGUUUCCCGUAAAUUUCUGUAAACAUGUAUAUGUGUGUUUUAUGUAAAUGUAAAUAAUGAUUGUAUUCUCAAAAAAGAUUGUAUGGUUGCGUUGUUCGUAUUAUUUUUACAGAACAAAUAUUAGACAUUUGUUUUGCCAAGAAAAGUUCGGAUUGUACAGGGUUACAUUUUGGUGUAAAGCACUGAAUACUGUGCAGCUUACCCUUUUCAGAAUGUGCUAUUUGGAAAUGGGAUAGGGGCAAUUUUUCUCGGUUUUACGUUUGUAAUAUGACGAACUCCUUUACCAGCUCCUCACAAAGAUAAAUAUUUUAAGUGGUUGGUUUUUCGCGGAAAAGAGAAAAUUAGAACCACGCGAAAAAUGUAUGUUGCACAGUAACAGAUUGCGCUAUGACAUUGUAAUGUAUUAUGUUAGAGGUUUGAUGAACUAGUGUCACGAUUCUGUUGAUGUGAUCCAUCCAAAUUCGUUUUCUGAUCAUCAAAGUAGUGGUUGAUGUCAUAUCCGUUCAUUUCAGUGAUUUCAAAAAGCACUUUUCUAUUGCUUGUAUAAGCAUUGUCACACGUAUUACAUUAGAUGUACGUGAUGGACGAGGUUACACUAGACCUGAUAUACCCAAAAGCUAUCAUAAAGCUCAACUUACAGGUGUGAUUCUGCGCAAUGAAGAAGUGCUAUAUUUGACGACACAGGGAAUCGGCGGCAUUGCCUAAACUACCUGCUGUUAUUAUGUCGAUGGUAUCCCGUAUCAUCAAAUCGCUUGCUAGAAAUUUAAAACGAUAAAAAAAAAAUAGCGGACAAAACGAAAUCGAAGACAGACUGGUGACGUCAUGUUUACAAAACAUCACUAAAUGAUACAAUUCUAUUACAAUUUGCCUAUUUCAUAAGUAGACAGUAUUGAAAAGUCCCGGUUUGUCUUAUGACGUCAUAGUGUAAAAUAAAGACCCUAAUGAAAACUUAUAGAUUGUUUCAGAAUAAUAUGACUAAGUACUAUGUAUGUUAUGUGACGUGGCUGUAUAUAUCCGCUAAACAUGACGUCACAGCGCUAACUUAUAUCAUCAUUUCCAUUCUGUUGAUUCAUUCAUUAUACAUGUAUAUAUAUGGACAGCUCAGAAUAGAUGUACGCUAGAUUGAACCAUAGGUAGAUAUAGUGUACAUAGAGCAUCCAGUUGUUCACAGAAGAUACAUGUGUAAGGUUAUAUAAACUCAAAUCAGCUAUUUCGCUAUAUGCCAUGGAAACGUGUAUAUGUACAUUUGUUUGUACCGCAUGGAAGAUCGUGCAAUACUAUGCAAUUAUAGCCUUUUGAUGAGAUCGAUCCGUGGUUGUAUUAACUUCGAUUAAUAUUUUUUCAUGUUUAUUUAACCAUGUGUCGGGAAUGUCAAGAAGCUAUAACAGUUUUAUUAUGAAAUAUUUUCCAUAUUUUAAUACAUGUAACUAAUUGUAUCAACAAACCUACAAUAUCAAAAGUGUUUUAAGCUUUUGUAUAAGUACAGUCAAACAUCGUUAUCUCGAAAUUAUUCUAAAUCGAAAACCCUGCUUAACUCGAAGUACAAAAUCAGUUCCAAUAACAAAGUUUCUUUAUAAGAUAUACCCAGUUACCUCGAAGACUCGGGAUGUAUCGAAGUGUUUCCGUGACCCUAUUGACUUUGAGAUAACGAGGUUCAUCUAUAUCUCAAAGGACCACAAAUCAAAAUAGGACAGUAAUGUUAUCAAUUCAAAAUAAAUGUUUUUGAAUUAUUAAAAUUUACCUGUUUUCCCUCUCAAAAAUACACAUCUAUUUCGAUCUCUAUUUGUAUCAGAGAUAAAAAGCAUGCGGUACAUCUAUGAGGGUGUUUUAAUGCACGUAAUUUUUUUUCUUGUAAAAUAUAUACAUGUCUCUGAUGUAAGAUACGGUUAAGGUAUCAACAAAAUUCACAUAAAAAUGAUUGAUUGAAACACUUAUUUAUAUGUGAUGAUAUUGUUUGUCUGAAAGACAAUGGGUUUGUUGAAUUUAUACUCCAUGCUACAAUGCGAUACCAUGCUUAAUUUAUACAGUGCCGCGACGUUAAAGUACAUGUAUUUGAUGAUAAUAAACAAACGCAUUUAAAAUACUCAAAUAAAGUUUUUAACUGAGAA
This is a messenger RNA of Pecten maximus, 7124 nucleotides long. RefSeq names its product thrombospondin type-1 domain-containing protein 4-like. The transcript is spliced from 16 exons. The record is from RefSeq and is a predicted model, not a curated record. Bases 596 to 3406 code for a protein of 936 amino acids. Lineage: Eukaryota; Metazoa; Mollusca; Bivalvia; Pectinida; Pectinidae. Gene Ontology annotation, biological process: extracellular matrix organization. Gene Ontology annotation, cellular component: extracellular matrix. Gene Ontology annotation, molecular function: metalloendopeptidase activity.